This is a messenger RNA of Phasianus colchicus (ring-necked pheasant), 4091 nucleotides long. NCBI's taxonomy places the organism in Eukaryota, Metazoa, Chordata, Aves, Galliformes, Phasianidae. The record is from RefSeq and is a predicted model, not a curated record.
GCGUGUGGUGUCUGUCGUCCUGAAACCCUGCCUGAUUUUGUUCCUUUUCUGUGCAGCUAAACAGCAUCUCUGUCCAUCUCUGUCUAACGUUGUCAUGGAAACCAGGCUGAGUGUGACCGGAGUUCAGGGAGGGAAUCCAGGGGGGCUUCACUCGGCUCCCAGCGCUGUGUUCUGUUGCUGUCCCGUUGUCAGGCAGUGCCUGCUGUCCUACGGCACGUGCUGUGCAAUGCUCUUCCCAUUGCACUUCUAAUUAGAUGUCUGUUCUCCCAAGAUAAGGCCAUAUUUAUUUAAAUUUCUUAAUUAAUAAUUAAGAUCUGCGCUUCAUGCUAACUGGGUUGUGACUGUUUCUCUUCUGUCAUUUGUGUGGAAAGUGCCACACACACUCCAGAACAACAACGGCUUUUGCUUGCAUAUUCCAGUGUUUCUUUUGUCAGCGAGUUCAGCAAAGUUGUAAUUCUUCAAGUGCCAGCCCUGAGCUGAGUGAGGAGCCACCAGCAGAAAUGGUAAAAAUGACAAAAUCAAAAACGUUCCAGGCUUACCUGCCGAACUGUCAUCGAACCUACAGCUGUAUCCACUGCAGAGCCCACCUAGCCAAUCACGAUGAAUUGAUCUCCAAGUCCUUCCAGGGAAGCCAGGGACGAGCCUACCUCUUUAAUUCUGUGGUAAACGUGGGCUGUGGUCCAGCAGAAGAGAGAGUUCUUCUGACAGGUUUACAUGCCGUGGCAGAUAUCUAUUGUGAAAACUGUAAAACCACUCUUGGAUGGAAAUAUGAACAUGCUUUUGAGAGUAGUCAGAAAUACAAAGAAGGAAAAUUCAUCAUUGAGCUUGCCCACAUGAUAAAAGACAAUGGCUGGGAGUGAGCCUUUUUCCUUCUGUUUGGACAAUGCUCUGUGGAACGUGUUUUACAAAGACUAAUGCAAAGUAAAGGAAGAGCUUGGCUUGAGUGGCCCUGAGAGUAUCACUGAACUCUGAAACCUCACAAAUGAGUAGUGUAGUGUAAGUGGCUAUUUCAGGCCAUGUUUGCCUUUUCUCCUUGUGUAAGUUCCCUUUUUUUGUACGUGUAUUAUCGUGUGAACAGUUGUUUUGGAACAUUUUGGAUGACCUUUUUCUAAACUCUCUCAAACUAGAGAAACAGUUCACUAAUUGAAAAUGGAUUUUACUGGUUAGCAUCUGUCUUUGACUUAUGCCUUUAAUGCUACCUUCUGCUGUGCAUGCUCCUUGCCUAAACACCUACACUCCGAUCCUAUAGAAGUUCUAUAUCUGAGAUGUCUGAAAGAAUGUAUGGGAUGGGGUGCAAAUUUCUUAUAUGUAGCAAUUUCUGAUGUAUUUGGCAGAGAAGGGGAUGCAGUAUUGUAGUUACUAAUUUCUUUUUAAAAUUUGAGUGUACCACAACCUGAGUACAUCUUGUAGGUGAGUUGGUUAAAGGUACAGUGCUCAGUUUAAAAAUAUUUCAAUUGCACUGACUGAAAUUAGCAGAUCUUAAGUUGUUAGGAUGAGUAAUGCUAGAGGCUUGGUACCUUAAUGGAAUACCUUAGAAGGAUUUUAAAUCAAUAAUGCUGUAGAACAUGUUCAACUCAGACCAACACAUCCCCUGAGGAGUUUCCAGGAUAGGAAGUUUAUAAAGUGUAGCUUGCAAGAUUUAAAAAAAAAAAAAAAACAAAAAAAAAAAACAGAAAAAUAUAUGCAUCUUCUAUUUUGGGAAAAAAUUAGUUGGUGUAUUAAAAAAAAAAUUGGUACUGUACCUUUGCCAGUAACAGGGACUUGUGCAUUGGUAGAGUUCUAUGGCUGGUUCCAUGUAACUGUGUAGUCCUAAUGCACUGGACAAAGAGGUUGAUAUCAAGGAAACUCGUUGAAGUAUUCUUCUGCUACAUUUGAACAAAAAUAUUUAUUUUUAUGAGAAAUGGUCAGAGCCUAUGAGAUGAAAAUUAGUAUACUGCAUGUAGAAAGAGAUGGUAAUAGGAGGGAAGGGGAGUUUGACUCAUUUUUUCAUAAAAUAAAUUAACAAGGUAGUUUUUAAAAUUUGAGGGCAGGGGGGAAGGGGUUUCUUGGUUUGCUGGCUAAAUCAUCCCCAAGUACAUUUUUAUAAUAAAAAUUUAUAUGAAACUUACCUUCUCUUUUGAUCUCCCACUGUUUCUUAACUGGAAUGAGUUAAUAAGAGAAUCUCCUAGAAGGUGUAUGUAUGAUAGUAGAUGUUGGUGUUUGUGCAUGCACAUUCUCAACUUUUAAAGAAAUGCUCUACGUAAAUUUGCUGACUUUGUUUCAAACUGAGCAGUCUCUGAAGACCGUUUGAAUUUUAAUCCUCUUAAUGCUUGUGGACAACAAGUUUGGGGAAAAAAUCUUCUAACACUACGUGAAGACUAGGCCUGAACAAGACAGAAGCCUUGCAAUACAAAAUCAUUGUCUUUCAAAAACAUUUCUAAUAUGGCUCCUGCACAGUUUAGUCCUAGGUGCCAUGGCUGCUGUUAUGUUUUUGGGAAUCUCUGAUAGGCUUUCUGAAUUCUGCUGCACUUUAGGAAUUUUGUCAUGCAUGAAAAAAUACGCCAGUGGGUAGGGGCAAUACACAUCUUCAAAACCAGCCUUCCAGUCCUUGUGGAGAGGAGUGAGAAGGGAGUUCUCCCAUGCGUAAACAUUCUCUGCAGGCUGGCUAAACUGCAUUCAAGACAUUGUAAUGAUCUACACCUGUGAGUUAACAGUGUAAAAAUUAGAGAAGUAGUUGAAGCUGUGGGGUUUCAGUCCAGAGCCCUGAGGUGGUAUGAUCUACCUGGAUCUCGUGGCUGGCUUGUUGCUACUUCAUGUUCACAAAUAAGGGCAGGCUUCAAAGUCUAACUUUAACAGUGUCUUUGAUGCGAGAUGGACUUUGGUGUUGCCUGUUUCUUGAUGUUUUUGACUUGGAGUUCUUGAGAUUUCUUGAGACUUUUUUCCUCCAUUGUAAUGUACGUUGCCAACAGCAACAAAAGAAGCACUAAAAUUUUUAUCUGCAGAAGUUUGUGUUGGCUUCAAAGUCCAGUUGUAAGGUUAACAGUUGUGAAGGCGCUUGUGUGAAGUUUGUGCAUCUCUGAGCUUCUUGUAUUUCCUGGCUACAGGCUUGUUGAAGUACACUGGACUGAAGACAAAAGAAAUAGCUGCUUUUCAGUAGAGAGUUGAAAUUAGAGAAAGUAUGUAAAGUAUUAAAGAUUUUUCUCUAUAAAAUCGGGGGGUUGGCUCUCUUAGUUAAUCCUGUCUGUAAUACAGUCCGAUUCUUGUUUAGAAAUUCAACCUCUUUCUUCAGUGCAUUAUUUAUAUUUUCAACUGGACAUUUUCACCAAAACCUUAAUUAACUUUGAUGCCAAAGGUUGAGACUUCAUCAAGUGCUUUUAGCACAUAGAGCUUCAGACUACUGGCACAAAGAGUUAAUGAUAUAAAUGUGACUUUUAUGGCUUUUAAGAGAACCAAACAAAGCAAUAUUCUUUUUGGUCUUUUAAGAGUGGACGCUUAGAAGGAGUAGAACUAACACAGAAUUGCUAUUUCAUGCUGCCAUGUAACGGUUGGUUAGAUUCAUUCUAUUGAGAGAAUACGUGAAUUUUUCUUCUUGUGUUGCUUGGGCAAUGUCAGUGAUUAUUUUCUCCCCUGGUAAAGAUGUAGAGUGUUCUUGUUAUUGGUUUUGGUGAAAGUAGGAUCCAGAUAGCAAUGGCUGCUGGCUGAUGUGAAGAGGUCAGUCUGGUCACUGAACCCUCCAGCAGUCAUUUGACAGAAAAAUAAACUUACUUGAAAAAACAUUUUACUAAAGCAUUUCCCCUCUAACCAAUUUUUGUAAUAUAUUGAAGAUUAUAUUUAAAGUUUGUAUGUGUUCGCUCUCAGCAAGUUUACUUCCCCUCCAACUUGAGCACUUUUGUUACUUGUACUGGUUAUUUUUAUUGUUGGUCUUAACAUUUAUUUUGUAUUUUGUUUUUUACAAACUGUAACAAAAAGCUUUUGUGAACCUUUGAUUCUUGCUGGCUCUUUCUUGGACCAAAUGAACUGACUAUGAGCUGGCUUAGAAGAAAUGUUCAUUGGGAUGCAUAGGAAUUUGCUAGCAGAAACGUACAUGUAUUGAAAGCUUUCUUCCUCUGAAA